Molecule: messenger RNA, 2102 nt
Organism: Vicugna pacos (alpaca)
Lineage: Eukaryota; Metazoa; Chordata; Mammalia; Artiodactyla; Camelidae
Source: RefSeq, a predicted model, not a curated record
GAUUUCAGAGUACCAUCAGGCUUCAGUUCCACCUUAGAAGCAGAAGGAGUACGUCCCAGCCGCUCUGUUUUUCUUAAGGAGCCAGGACUAAUACCGAGAAGUAGCAUUUCAGGAUCAAAAGGCACUUUCGGACGCGGGGCCAUGCUCACGUUCAUGGCCUCUGACAGCGAGGAAGAAGUGUGUGACGAGCGGACGUCACUGAUGUCGGCUGAGAGCCCCACGCCGCGCUCCUGCCAGGAGGGCCGGCAAGGCCUGGAGGACGGAGAGAGUGCUGCCCAGUGGCUGAAUGUCUCCAUGGAAUUCUCUCUGCAAAGAACUGAUAACAAAGCAACGAGAAGCCAGGAUAGCGAGGAGGACCACGAGGAGGACCCUGACCGCUAUGUCUGCAGUGGGGUUCCCGGGCGGCCGCCGGGCCUGGAGGAGGAGCUGACCCUCAAAUAUGGGGCAAAGCACGUGAUCAUGCUGUUUGUGCCUGUCACACUGUGCAUGAUUGUGGUGGUGGCCACCAUAAAAUCUGUGCGCUUCUACACGGAGAAGAAUGGACAGCUCAUCUACACGCCGUUCACUGAGGACACGCCCUCUGUGGGCCAGCGCCUCCUCAACUCCGUGCUCAACACCCUCAUCAUGAUCAGCGUCAUUGUCAUCAUGACCAUCUUCCUGGUGGUGCUGUACAAGUACCGCUGUUACAAGUUCAUCCACGGCUGGCUGAUCAUGUCCUCCCUGAUGCUGCUGUUCCUCUUCACCUACAUCUACCUCGGGGAAGUACUCAAGACCUACAAUGUGGCCAUGGACUACCCUACCCUGUUCCUGACCGUCUGGAACUUUGGGGCAGUGGGCAUGGUGUGCAUCCAUUGGAAGGGCCCCCUGGUCCUGCAGCAGGCUUACCUCAUCAUGAUCAGCGCACUCAUGGCCCUGGUGUUCAUCAAGUACCUCCCAGAGUGGUCCGCCUGGGUCAUCCUGGGUGCCAUCUCCGUGUACGAUCUCGUGGCUGUGCUGUGCCCCAAAGGGCCACUAAGAAUGCUGGUGGAAACUGCCCAGGAGAGAAAUGAGCCCAUAUUUCCUGCCCUGAUAUAUUCAUCUGCCAUGGUGUGGACGGUGGGCAUGGCCAAGCUGGAUCCCUCUUCGCAGGGAGCCCUUCAGCUCCCCUAUGACCCGGAAAUGGAAGAAGACUCCUAUGACAGUUUUGGGGAGCCCUCGUACCCUGAAGUCUUUGAGCCCCCUCUGCCUGGCUACCCCGGGGAGGAGCUGGAGGAAGAGGAGGAAAGGGGCGUGAAGCUCGGCCUUGGAGACUUCAUCUUCUACAGCGUGCUGGUGGGCAAGGCGGCGGCCACGGGCAGCGGGGACUGGAACACCACGCUGGCCUGCUUCGUGGCCAUCCUCAUUGGCUUGUGUCUGACCCUCCUGCUGCUCGCCGUGUUCAAGAAGGCAUUGCCUGCGCUUCCCAUCUCCAUCACGUUCGGGCUCAUCUUCUACUUCUCCACAGACAACCUGGUGCGGCCCUUCAUGGACACCCUGGCCUCCCACCAGCUCUAUAUCUGAAGGGAGGCGCGGGCACUGCAGGCUGGAAACUGUAGAAAAUCGUACCUGGACGCACUUGUAUAGUUUUACACUCUAGUGCCAUAUAUUUUUAAGACUUUUCUUUCCUUAAAAAAGAAAAAACGAAUUAAAAAGCGUGUUUACUUCAUGAAGAAGAAGAACCAGCUUUUUGGUGCUAGUUGUUUUGUCACCGGACGGCGGCUCACCCCUCCCGAGCACUGGCUUCACCGACGGAAAACGUGGGAAGUCGGUCCGGAUGCGCUGAGGAAGGACGUGGAAGGGGUGUGGGCAAGGCCGCCGCUCUGGCUUCACAGCCUGGAGUCCUGAGGGCCCCCAAGGAGGAAGGGUGUGUGUGUUCGGGACCAGGAGUUCACGCCCGGGGUGGCACAUAGUGCCUGGUCACUCUGCCUGGAGAAGAAAAGCCUAUUUUCUCUGCAAGGAAAGUCCCAAAUGCUUUGUCUAUGAUGUUGUCAUUAUUUUAUUACCUUUAGAAACGGAGUCCUUGUUGCAGCAGUCACUGCUGAAAAGUGUCUUAAUAUCAAUAAAGAGAUGAAUCCUGUUGGAAU